AUGCGACCCCAGUUCAUCGACGAGCUGAUCGCCCGGUUGGACCGCUACCAUCUGAUCCGCGUCAACGGGACGCCGGCGUCGGGCAAGACCUCGAUGACGCGGGUGCUGGCCAACGAGCUGCUCGCCCGCUACCCGCAGACCCCCGUGUAUCUGCUGUGCGGCUGGGAGUGGGACGACGUGCGGUUCGCGGGCGGCUGGGCGCUCUAUCUGCAGCAACAGCUGGGGACGCAUGGCCAUCGGCUCAUCACGCAUCCCGGCUUCUUGCUGUUGGAUGAGGCGCAGCAGACCUACUGGGACACGCAGCUCUGGACGGACCUCUUCAAGUCCAUUACCGGCAGCAGUGCCGUCAAGGUCGUGCUGUUCACGUGCUAUGGCUCGGCCGGCUCCGAGCCCGGGUGGGCGACGACGACGAUGCGAGAGCUCCCCGGGAAGACGCCAAUGGUCUUUAAACCGCAUCAGCAGAUCUCGCUCCGGCCGGAGGAAUCCGAGGAGACAGCCCCGCGCUGGAAGCCGGUGGGCUUGCUGCUCGAUGAGACCGAGGCCCACGAGAUCCUGGAUCGAUAUGUGCCAAUUGUCAUAUCCAACGGGGCGGACAUCUUGACCAAGGAGUUGAAGCAUGGCUUGUUCCUGGUUAGUGGGGGGCACGCGGGCUUGCUGGUGUCCCUCGCCGACGCCCUGGAAUUGAUACCGGAGAUCUAUGCUCUGAUCCGGAAACGCCAGCCACUCGACUGGACGACACAAUCCGCUUACUCAAGUUUCUUCAAGAACGCCGUCAUGUACGAUGGGACUCUGGAGUCGAGCUAUGCCGGCAGCCCGGAUCAACAGCGGGCUCUGCAGGCGAUCUGGAAGGAAGGGUGGCUUCAUGCGGAGAUCGUGCUGGGAGAGACACGCUAUGUGUUUCCUACCCAGAUUCAUCGAUGGUUGGCUAAGAGUAUUGGCUCCAGGUAUUGUCAGUGCCUUUUCUUCCGCGACGACGCACCGGCCAAAGAAAUGGCCUAUCGAUCCCCACUGGAGAUGGCUACCGAAGCCAUUCGCCAAUUCGACCCGCACCAGCUGUCGAAGACCGCGCGCACGCUGGAAGAUCAAUACCAGAAGGAGUUCUACCGCUGUCUCUUCCCGCUCCUCCUCGAGUACCAGAUCGCGAUGUUGCCGGAGUAUCUCAUCAAGAAAACGGCGGGUCUCCGGAGCGGCAGGAUCGACUUCCUGGUCGAGCAGAAGAAGUGGGGAUUGGAGCUGAUGUGCGACGGCGACCGGAUCACACAGUACAUGCGACGCUUCGAGAAAGACGGCCCGUACUUUGCGAUGAUCCGGGACGAGCUGAUGGAGGAUUACAUUGUUUUGAAUUUCACCCAGACCCGACCACGCAGGAAGUACCCAGGAUACCGCGGCCACCUGUAUCAUGUGGUCUUCUCCGAGGACUGCCGCAACGUCCAGGUCCUGGACGCCUCGGAUCUGAGUGAAGUCGUUGCUUUUGUGCUGGUCGAGAAAGCAGAUUUGUUCCGCUAG
Molecule: messenger RNA, 1506 nt
Organism: Aspergillus aculeatinus CBS 121060
Lineage: Eukaryota; Fungi; Ascomycota; Eurotiomycetes; Eurotiales; Aspergillaceae
Exons: 5
Coding region: 1-1506 (501 amino acids)
Source: RefSeq, a predicted model, not a curated record